Molecule: messenger RNA, 1140 nt
Organism: Molossus molossus (Pallas's mastiff bat)
Lineage: Eukaryota; Metazoa; Chordata; Mammalia; Chiroptera; Molossidae
Gene: C4BPB
Product: complement component 4 binding protein beta
Exons: 6
Coding region: 360-1133 (257 amino acids)
Biological process (GO): negative regulation of complement activation, classical pathway
Source: RefSeq, a predicted model, not a curated record
CAAAUCUGUCGUGGAAGGGUAAGACUUACGCUCAAAGGCACUAGUCAACUGGAUUUGCAUGAACGGAACCUGGGCAAUUUCUGAAACUGAGUUUCAAAACUGGCAGCUCUUUUACCACCCCUCUGAGUUUUUGCAAAUUCCCUCCCUGUACCAACUUCCUUACAGCUAUUCUUAUUUCCUGUUAUGAGAUUUUUUUUUUUUUUCGUUAUUUCCAGGAAAGAGGAAUCAAUGCAAGCCCUUCUCUAGGAAGGAGGUGGUUGGUUGGUCUGAUCUUAAGCGGUGUUAAAAGAUCUGUUGUGAUCCAAACCAGGUGUCUGGGCUGGGUUCAUUCCAGCCUGGGUCAAGCAAUUGAUCACAAGAUGCUUUUUUGGUUUAUGUGCUAUCUUGUGGGUAUGUGGCUGAUUUCUGGCUCAGCUGCACAGAGCUGUCCAGACCUUCUCCCAGUGGACAAUAGUAUAUUUGUUGCAGAGGAUGUGAAUGGGCAAGUUCUGGGGACUUAUGUUUGUCUUGCGGGCUACCACCUGGUAGGAGAGAAAACCAUUUUUUGCAAUGCCUCUAAGGAAUGGAACACCCCCACUCCCAAGUGCCACUUGGGCCACUGUCCUGACCCUGUGCUGGUGAACGGUGAGUUUAGUUCCCCGGGGCCUGUGAAUGUGACAGACAAAAUCACGUUCAAGUGCAACGAGCACUACAUCCUCAAAGGCAGCAAUUGGAGCCAGUGCCUAGAGGACCACACCUGGGUGCCUCCCCUUCCCGUCUGCAAAAGCAGAGACUGUGGCCCUCCUGGGAAUCUAGCUCAUGGCUAUUUUAAAGGAAGAGAUUUCAAUGCAGGAUCUACCAUUACUUAUUACUGUGACGAGAGAUACCGCUUGGUGGGCACACAAGAGCAGCAGUGCAUUGACGGGGAGUGGAGCAGUGCACUUCCGGUCUGCGAAUUGAUCCAAGAAGCUCCCAAACCAGCUCUGCAGCCUGAGUGUGAGAGGGCACUGCUUGCCUUUCAAGAGAAUAAGGAACUUUGCAAAGCCAUAAAGAACUUUAUGCAAAGGUUAAAGGAAAAUGGCUCAAAAAUGGAGGAACUAAAAUAUUCUCUGGAAAUAAAGAAAACUGAAUUGGCGGCAAAAAUUUUUUCCUGAUAUUGUA